Pseudomyrmex gracilis is the source of this 2843-nucleotide messenger RNA. RefSeq names its product protein wntless (gene wls). Gene Ontology annotation, cellular component: endomembrane system; organelle membrane. The transcript has 12 exons. Gene Ontology annotation, biological process: Wnt protein secretion; Wnt signaling pathway; intracellular protein transport. NCBI's taxonomy places the organism in Eukaryota, Metazoa, Arthropoda, Insecta, Hymenoptera, Formicidae. Bases 157 to 1782 code for a protein of 541 amino acids. Gene Ontology annotation, molecular function: Wnt-protein binding. The record is from RefSeq and is a predicted model, not a curated record.
UCCAUUUUGAAGGGCAUCCCGGCUCCGUUUAUUGUUGUCUGCGUCUCGUUGUUCCGGUCGAUUACGACGUGUGUUUUGAAAUUUUGAAAAGGAUAAAAGCUCAUUCUCGUCGUGGGAUACGGUUGUACUGUACGACGGGAGCUCGCGGGAGCAAAAAUGCAAGGCACAAUAAUCGAAAAUCUGAGCGGCAAAAAGCUCUCGGUUCUGGUGAUGCUUUUGAUAAUCGGGCAAAUAGUUUGCUUUUUGAUAGGCGGUUUAAUCGCACCUACACCUGCCAGCAGCCAAAAUAUUCUUGGCACCCCAUGCAAAGAUGUUAGUGUGAAUGGAUCUGAUAAUAACAAAUGGUUUUACUCAAGAGGAAAAGGUUCUUGUACCUCAGUUGACACACAUCAGUACAGUUUUGACAAUUAUGGACAACCUUAUGAAAUUGUAUACGCAUUUCAGAUGCCUGUGCCUCGGAGCAACAUGCAACUUGAUUAUUCUAGAUGGCAACAAAAUUUGAUAGGUGUUCUACAAGUGGACAUAUCUUAUACCAGCCAGAUUCAAAUUGCUUCUAGAACAAAGAUAACAUUGGAUGCACGACUGGCAUAUCGAAACAAGGGCGACUCUGAUGAUGCCUGGAAACCGUACGCAUCUUCUGUUGUGGAGAGAAAUCUAGAUUGCAGCAUAGAUAAGCCAUUGGAGCACUACAAUUACAAUUGUAGUGUCAUGCCUCUGUUUGAGUUGGGAUCUUUGCAUCAUGAUUAUUAUCUGUUAAACAUCCGUCUUCCUUCCGAUCCCGACAAAAACCAAGGAUUGGGACAUAUUGUUGAUUUAUGGCUUACGGCCAUAAAUCAAAAUGGUGGAUUCACAAAAGUGUGGGUUAGUCUGAAGACUAUUUAUUUCCCGAUAGUCCUUGGCGUUCUUGUUUGGUAUUGGAGGAGGGUGUACAUGUUAUCUAGAUCGCCUGCACUCUUGGAGUACAUGCUCUUGAUUUUGGGUUCUGCUUUAACAUUUUUAAACCUACCCUUGGAAUAUUUAACACUCGCUUUUGAUAUGCCGUUUAUGCUUUUGCUCGGUGACAUUCGACAGGGAGUGUUCUACGCAACACUGUUGUCAUUCUGGCUUGUAUUUGCCGGCGAACAUUUAAUGAUUCAGGAGGGUGAACAAACCAAUUCACUAAAAUGCUACUGGCGGCAUCUUUCUGCAGUGGGUACUGGAUGUCUCUCGUUGUUCGUAUUUGAUAUGUGCGAACGCGGUGUGCAACUGAGAAAUCCGUUCUUUUCAAUUUGGGUCACUGAUAUCGGAACAAAAUUGGCAUUGUCCUUCAUCAUCUUGGCUGGCGUAUGUGCCGGAGUGUACUUGUUGUUUUUGUGUUAUAUGAUAUGGAAAGUGUUUAUGAAUAUCAGCGCGAAAAGAGCGGCUUUGCCUAGCAUGAGCUCGGCACGACGUCUACAUUACGAAGGAGUUAUUUACCGUUUCAAAUUCUUGAUGAUAGCCACGUUAUUGUGCGCGUCGUUGACUGUUAUUGGCUUUAUUUUAGGACAGGUUGCGGAAGGUCAGUGGAAGUGGGACGAAGAUCUGCAGUUGGAAAUGACAUCUGCCUUCUUCACUGGCGUAUACGGAAUGUGGAAUAUUUACAUAAUCGCUUUGUUAUGUCUAUAUGCUCCUUCGCACAAGCAAUGGCCAAUUGAACCUUCUGAAAACAGUGUUAGCGAAGACAUCGAAUUUUCUCCUUUGCCAACUGAUCCUAACGAAAUGUUAUCUCUAACUUCAUUCGCGCGUAAAGCUACAGUAGAUUGAAGUAUAUUUCUGUUUAUGUACAUUUGUAAGAAGCGGGAGGUUCAGACUCAAGCUUAUUAUGUACUUAAUUAUAAGUAGAAAUUCGCAACGACUGUACUUAGGUUUUUCCAGUAUUUAUUACGGUCACAGUGACUGAUAUUAUUUAUUAGGAUCAUCAUUAACUGAUACUCAUAACAAUUUUAUAUACCAAAUUCAAUUAUUUAUUGCUUUUAGUGAUGUUCGGACGUACACACCUGUUUGUAGUAUUUUUUUACAUUUUUAAUGAAGUUUUUUACAUUUUUACAUUUUUAGGGAAGUAUUACAUUUUAAGGAAGUAAAUCAUUUCAUCUCAUCAUAUUUAUAUCUAUCACUUAUGCACAAAUUGUGGAUAUAUUAAGUAUUUUAAACUAUAUUUGAAUAUAUACACUUUUAAACGUGUAAAACAAGUGACAAUCAAACAUUUUAGACGAGAUGAAAUGAGCUUUUAUAUAUUGAACAGCUGACGUUAACCUGAUAUUAACCCUGAUAUACACACUGGAAUCUUUAAGAACUCAGCUACUGUCAUAGUAAAAUGACGUUUUUUUUUUUCGAAUCGAAUUGAAAAAAAGAAUUCAUAUGUUUUGACACACGUUUUUCUUAUACGCAUGAUUGUGUAUAAUUCUGAGUGCAUGAGAUGUAUUGUUUAGUUCCACCUGCUAUCGAUUGAAAAACAAUUAAUCAUAAUAUGUUAAAUUUCUCGAGCACUAUGAUGAAAAAACUAGCUGAGUUCUUCAAUAUAUUCUAAUGAGAAAUAAGUCAACUUUUCGACGGCUCGCGGACUCUAAAUAUUCAUAUGCCUGAGAAAAAUAAGUGUGUAUAUCUAGGAUUAAUCUAGAAUUGUGAUUUUAUACAAAUUUAUUUCUACAGAUUUUUUUUAUACAUGUGCAGACCAUCAAGUUGAACUAAUUAAUACAGAGCUUAUGCUACUGGUAAUUUGUUAACAAUCUUCCUUAAUCGCGUAUUUAGGUUUUCUUUCGGAUUCUAUGUCUUUUCCUCUUCUCCGAUCUUUUCUUUUCCCGGGCUAUUUUUUCCUUUUCUUCAUC